UGAGUGUGUGUGUGUGUGUGUGUGUUCCAUCAAAAUAUGUCAAUCCAAUUUUAGCUGUUUAUUUGUCAAGUAGUAAAUGCCUCAAUGAAAAAAAAAAAAAGUAUUUAUGCAAAACAGAUAUCAUUAAUCACAUCAAAAUUUCAAUUCAUAACAUAUACCAGUCGGGUUCUGCACUACGCAGGUGGUUAUUUCUGCAGAUUUUCACAGCAUCCACCACAUCAUUCAAGCGCGAGGGUGAGUGGAUAUCAAAGUUAGUGAUGAGAGGCGGUGCAGGAACAGACGUCCACUGUGCUAGUUCAUUGCAUCAACGCGAAACUUAAAUAGAAAUCACUUGCCAUGCCCCAAUCCUUCGCUACCCACAAGGCAGUGGUGGUGGUGGUAUUCCCUGUCAUCCCUGUCAAGUGAAUUAAACACGAAGAAAAUUGCAACUCUGUCACUAUGACUUGCAACUUCUAAAGGAUGUUUCACCAUAGUUCGUUCUCCCUUAGUGCAAGUCAGACUCACCACAACAGCCGCUCCCCAUCACAGUUACCAAUCCGCCGCCUCCCGUAAAGCACCAGCCUCUACGAUGGCAGACGACGAACCCAAGGUUGAUGCCGCCAUGACGCCUUCACCGCCAGUGACGCCGGGGAGUUUGGUGACGGAAGACCACGUGCGGGCAGCGCUCACAUCAGACAAGGGCACCGCCGCACAACUCACCGACUGGAAGGUCGUGGACUUCACCAAAAAGGGCGACAAUUAUGCCUGUUUAGUGACCAGCGUCGAGGUUAAAUAUGAACUCGACGGUAAGAGCAGCGAGGUGGUCUAUGUGGUGAAACUAAAUUCAGGCAAGACUAUUGGAGGUGACAAUCUCGUUCAUAUUCUCUUCGAAAAGGAAUGUAAUUUCUUCCUCGAUAUCGCACCUCAGAUAAACUCUGUAUUAAAGGAGAUUGGUCACACAGAGAUCAACGUUCCCAAAUGCUUCCAUGCAAGUCUGGAGGAAGGAAAAGAAGUGAUCUUCCUGGAGGACCUACGAGCCAGAGGCUACAAAAUGGCUGACCGCAAGCAAGGGUUGGACAAGGCUCACACUACCCUUGUACUGAGAGAGCUGGCCAGACUCCACGCCGCCUCCCUGCUGCUGCAGAACAGGACUCCUGGCGAACACCUCGGAGAAAAGUACCAUCUUUUAAAGAUAGGACUGGCCUACUUCUUUCAGAAUUAUGAUGCAAUGUUGAAUAUAAUUAAAGACAGCGUGUCAUUUUCCCAGACUCUCUUAAAAACAGUUGGAGGAUACGAAAGGGUAAAUUCCUGGAUGGACACAAUCUUGGCUAAUGUAGUGGACAUCUUCGAAAUGCUGAAUUGCGGCGAGCCUAAGGUGGUGUGUCACGGAGACUGCUGGAAUAACAAUCUUCUCUUCAGGUACAGCGAGACCGGCCACCCAGAGGACGUGAUGCUUCUCGACUUACAACUAGCAAAUUACAGUGCCCCGGCUGCCGAUCUGAACUACCUCCUCUAUACCAGCAUGUCGGGAGACGUCAGGAAGCCCAACAUUGAAGCCUUCCUGGGUUUCUACUACACCACUUUCAAGGAUGUUAUGGAGGCUGGAGGCAAGACAGUACCAUUCACGCAGCAGCAGCUCCUCAAGGACUUUAGAGAGAAGAACGUCACUGGCACAAUAUUUGCUAUAUUGUCUGCACCAGUAAUGUUCUUGGACGCUGAGGACACAGUAGACUCUUCGAAAGAAUGUACCGAAGAUCUUGUAGAAACGUUCCGUGAGGCAAGAGAAAAGUCGUGGGAAAUACUAGACAAAGAUCCUCAUUUGAAAUCGAGAUAUUUGUCCGUUUUCGACGAAAUGAUGGAACUAGGAAUAGUUUGAUGAGAGAGAGAGAGAGAGAGAGAGAGAGAGAGAGAGAGAGAGAGAGAGAGAGAGAGAGAGAGAGAGAGAGAGAGAGAGAGAGAGAGAGAGAGAGAGAGAGAGAGAGAAUCUUCUUUUUAUGGUUACAACACAAAUCUUACUGUUUACUUAUCAAGGUGUAAAUGCUUGCUGUGAAUUUAAACAUCUAAAACAGACAACGUGAUUGAUAAGUUUCGAUUCAAACUAUUAUACAUAAAGCAAAAAAUGAAUAUACUACUUUUCUUAUA
Portunus trituberculatus (swimming crab) is the source of this 2121-nucleotide messenger RNA. RefSeq lists its product as uncharacterized. The coding region runs from base 569 to 1855 and encodes 428 amino acids. Lineage: Eukaryota; Metazoa; Arthropoda; Malacostraca; Decapoda; Portunidae. The record is from RefSeq and is a predicted model, not a curated record. The transcript is spliced from 3 exons.